Messenger RNA from Mauremys reevesii (Reeves's turtle), 2352 nucleotides. RefSeq names its product protein regulator of cytokinesis 1-like. Lineage: Eukaryota; Metazoa; Chordata; Testudines; Geoemydidae. Gene Ontology annotation, biological process: microtubule cytoskeleton organization; mitotic spindle midzone assembly. Gene Ontology annotation, cellular component: mitotic spindle midzone; spindle; cytoplasm. The record is from RefSeq and is a predicted model, not a curated record. The transcript is spliced from 15 exons. Gene Ontology annotation, molecular function: microtubule binding. The coding region runs from base 231 to 2009 and encodes 592 amino acids.
AGAACACCGCCUUCCAUCCGGGCACCGCUCUGUACGUCACACGCUGCAGCCCAGAGGGUGGGGGUGAGGAUUUCUGUAAGCGACGAGCUGGGCGUGGCUGGGUGUUUGGCCAAUCCAGGCGCGCUCCUGUGUUGUGCGGCCGGUUUGAAUCCCGGGGGCUGCCGUUAGGUUCGUUAGCCGGCGGAGAGCUGCUUCAGCCGUGCGCCCGAGCCCCCACCCGCGCCGCGAGGAUGCCGAGGACCCCGCGCAAGAGCGAGGUCCUGGCCUCCUCCCUGGUGAGCAGCGUCAACCACGCCCUGGGGAAGCUGCUGGACAUCUGGCACCAGAUCGGCAUCAAGGAGGAGAUGCAGCUGGAGCGCAUGCAGGCGGUCAAGCAGCACAUCGAGGAUCUGUUGAACGAAAUGAUUACAGAGGAAUGCCAGUUAAAGGAAAGAAUCGAAAGCAGCAUUGAACGCCGUAAAAAGGAAUUGACGUCACUGAGAAAUGAACUGUCGCUGGACCCCUACCUGGCUGAAGAGGAUAUAUCCAUCCUUCAGAUGGAGAAAGAUCUACGACUGGCAUUAGAUGCUACACUCAAAGAAAAAAAUGAGAGGCUGGAGGAAUUGAAGCAACUUCAGCAGCAAGAUGAAAAGCUCUGUGCUGAGCUUUUUACCACCCCUUACUAUAUUCCUACUGGCAGCAUUCCAAGUCGUUUACAGCUGGAAGAGUUAAAGGAACAUGUUCGGAUGCGUUCAGAUGAGAAGAAACGACGUCUGGAAGUUUUUCUCAAACUAAGAAACGAAAUCAGGCAGUAUAAUGAAGAGAUUGGGCACACACCUGAUUCUACUCUUGAAAAAGAGGCGCUCUCUGAUGAUGAGGAACCUUUUUGUCUUACCAAUAAGAACAUUGAAGCUCUUCAAACACUUGUUUAUAAGUUGCAGUUGAAGAAAGAAUCUGUAAUCUCAACACGGGAGGCUCUGAAGGAGAAGGUACGACUUCUGUGGAAUAGACUGCGCUGGCCAUUAGAGAAGCAGGAACAAUGUAAAAUGAAUAUUAAAGGCUCCAUUACUCAAGAAGUUACCAUGUGGGAAGAAGAGCUGCUGCGUCUGGAGGAACUGAAGAAAGAAAACUUGAAGGGAGUGAUUGGAAAAGUCAGACAGGAGCUUGACCUUUACUGGGAAAAAUGUUUGUAUAGCACAGAACAGAAAUCAGCCUUUCAUCCAUAUUAUGAUGAUAACUUUACAGAAGAUUUGUUGAACCAACAUGAUGAGGAAGUUAUGAAAAUGAAACUCUUUUAUGAGAAAAACAAGGCUUUAUAUGAUGGCAUUGCUAAAUGGGAAGCUACCUGGAAACAGUUCAUGGAGUUGGAGAAAAAAUCCACAAAUCCAAACAGAUUAGUUAACAGAGGUGGCACUCUAUUGAAAGAAGAGAGAGAACGCUCAAAGAUCCACAAGCUGUUAACAAAGUUGGGAGAAGAUCUGAAAAGGAGCAUUGAAAGCUGGGAAAAAGAACAAGGCUGCAACUUCCUGAUCAAAGGUCAAAGGUUCCUGGACUACAUGGCAAAUCAAUGGGAACAGCACAAACUUAAAAAGGAACAAGAGAGAUUGACGAAGAAGGAAGAUUCUGCAGUUCUGAAAACACCCAUGAAAAGGCAUGCUGGCUCAACCACUCAAACUCCCCUUAAGACAAGGAAGUUACACGGAGUCACAAAUUUCACUGUGCUGCGGGCAGCCAGCUGCAUCAGUCUGACCAGCACGGGUACUGCAGCUGUUGCCAGAACACCCAUUCCAGUUUGUAAGACACCAUCUAAAAGCACACCACCAGAGUCCCUGCAGCCAGCACGAUUACAAGAGGACAAAGAAAACCAGCAAACCAGCAAAUCUAUCAAUCAAUUCAGCUACUUAGACUUCACGGAAUAUAUGGUAUUGGUCACCAUAUCACAAAUGGUAUUACUGCAUCCUCAACUGCAGAGUUGGACAAAAGUUCAGGUCAGAAAAACACAAGGAAAGGAUCAAAAGAGGACACUCUAACUGGAUAAGCCAGCAAAAGAAAGAUCUUUCAAAGAAAACUAGCAAUACCAGUGGGAUUUUCAACUCUACAGUAAAUGAGAACAGAUAUUAAGGAUCCUGUUGCUGCACCCUCUGAAAUGCCGGGAUAACUCAUUUCUUUGUGGCACUUGAGCUCUUUUAACUAUUUUCAUAGACAGGAGAGAAGAUGACUUAUACUGUACCCUUGAUGCCAGUGCCUUGACUAACUCCGGCUAUCAAAUUGGCACAUGCGGCAAGUCAAAAGGAUUUGUGUGGCACCACAAUUGUACCUUGAACUCUAUUUCCUAGCUAGAAAAUAAAAAUAGAAAGUAGCACUUAAAAGUAA